AUGCGUUGGCCCAAGCGCCUGGCGAGUGAGGUGAAGGUGCGGCCCAGGGGGCGGAGGGGACGGAGGGGACUCGGGAAGGCGCCCCGGACAGGCAGGAGGUCCCGGAACGUUCUAGAAACGCCGCCACCUCCUGCCCCGGAGUGGGAGGCCCACAAGUCCCCGCGCGGCGCCCCCUGUCGCCUCUCCGUGACCGCGAGGAGAGCAGCGGCUUCUCUGGGCCCAGGAACAUCACACGGUGUGAGGAGUGCUACCAGGUCAGCAGAGGAGCAAAGGCUGUUCAGCAGAAGAACAAAGCCAGGAUCUGACAGAAAUCAAAGAAGACCCAGGGGCCAUGCAGAGACUCGCUUCCCUUCACUUCCUCUGAGAGUCCCACAGAGACCGGACUGUGCUUUAAAGAAGGAAGCUUCAGGUCAUCCCAGGAAGAAUCCCACAACUUACGAUUCAUCCAGGGAGGUUGACACUUGUUCUGACCUAUUAUCUCAGGCCAGCCAAGGGCUGGGAUCCAAGUCCUGUCGUGAGCCAGUUGAGGACGUGGAGAGUUCCAGGGAACCAGGCAGUGAAGGUCUUGGUGUGAGGCAACACCCGCAGGUCACAGCAGAAGGGGCCCAGUCAGUGUCCGGAGUCAAGAGUCACCAUGUCUCGGUCUCGGAAGCGCCGGUGCACCGUGCUUGAGGAUGACCCUGAGACCCAAAGUGACAUCCAGCAACUCAUUGAAUCCCGUGUUCCUGUGGAUGUGGA
Messenger RNA from Fukomys damarensis (Damara mole-rat), 738 nucleotides. RefSeq lists its product as uncharacterized. The transcript has 7 exons. The record is from RefSeq and is a predicted model, not a curated record. Lineage: Eukaryota; Metazoa; Chordata; Mammalia; Rodentia; Bathyergidae. Bases 1 to 672 code for a protein of 223 amino acids.